Lodderomyces parapsilosis is the source of this 915-nucleotide messenger RNA. RefSeq names its product lipid-binding protein (gene PIL1). Gene Ontology annotation, molecular function: lipid binding. Bases 1 to 915 code for a protein of 304 amino acids. Lineage: Eukaryota; Fungi; Ascomycota; Pichiomycetes; Serinales; Debaryomycetaceae. Gene Ontology annotation, biological process: endocytosis; eisosome assembly; negative regulation of protein kinase activity. The record is from RefSeq and is a predicted model, not a curated record. The transcript has a single exon. Gene Ontology annotation, cellular component: eisosome filament; plasma membrane.
AUGAGAUCUUCAAAGGCUCCAACAGCCUCCCAAUUGCAAGCCCCACCACCACCACCAUCAUCCACUAAGAAUAGAUUUUUUGGUGCUGGUGGAUUAUCCUCCUCCAUCAGAAAAGCUGCCGCUGGUGCCACUGGUCCAGAAUUGUCUAGAAAAUUGGCUCAAUUCAUCAAGAUGGAAAAGAAUUUGAUGAGAUCCAUUGAAGUCACUUCAAGGGAAAGAAAAGAUAUUGCUAGACAAUUGAGUGCUUGGGGUGAAGAAAAUGAUGACGAUGUUUCUGAUGUCACUGACAAAUUGGGUGUCUUGAUUUACGAAAUUGGUGAAUUGGAAGACCAAUACAUUGAUAAAUAUGAUCAAUACAGAAUCACUUUAAAGAGUAUUAGAGAUAUUGAAGGUUCAGUACAACCAUCAAGAGAAAGAAAACAAAAGAUUACUGAUGAAAUUGCUCACUUGAAAUACAAGGACCCGCAAUCCCCAAAAAUUCCAGUUUUGGAACAAGAAUUGGUUAGAGCAGAAGCUGAAUCUUUAGUUGCUGAAGCUCAAUUGAGCAACAUUACUAGAGAACAAUUGAAGGCUGCUUUCAACUACCAAUUUGAUGCUACUAGGGAAUUGGCUGAAAAAUACGCUUUAAUUGCUGGUUACGGUAAAGCCCUUUUGGAAUUGUUGGAUGACUCAGCUGUUACUCCAGGUGAAACUAGACCAGCUUAUGAUGGAUAUGAAGCUUCUAAGCAAAUCAUUAUUGAUGCUGAAAAUGCUUUGGCUUCAUGGACUUUGGAUUCUGCUGCUGUUAAACCAACCUUGUCAUUACACCAUGAAUACGAUGAAGAUGAAGAACCAGCUGAAAUUGAUGACGCUGCUCAACAAGAAUUUGCUAAACACGAUGAACAAAAUGAACACAAUGGUGAACAUACCGCUUAA